AUGGAGGUUCAUCACGGGAUCAGGAAUGCGAGACUUCAAGGGGACUACAGUGAUUAUGCACUGACCGAACCUUGUCCUUUGAGGUCUACUGAUGAUCCUUCGGGGUCUAAAGACGUUCCAGGGAGAGCUUUGGUCACAUGGACCAACAGGAGGAGAAAGCAGGCAAAACGGAGCAAAGGAGCUCGAUCGAGUCGCCACAGAUCGAUCGACCACACGAUCACCACUCGAUCGAUCCCAUGCAGAGAGUCGAUCGAUCCCAUGCAGACGACGAGCUCGAUCGAUCCCAUCGUCACACUCGAUCGAUCCCAUGCAGAGAAGCUCGAUCGAUCCCGUUCUGUCUCAGCCGUUCGAUCAAUCCCGGUCAGAUGA
Microthlaspi erraticum is the source of this 369-nucleotide messenger RNA. The record is from the annotation of a GenBank genome assembly. Lineage: Eukaryota; Viridiplantae; Streptophyta; Magnoliopsida; Brassicales; Brassicaceae.